Molecule: messenger RNA, 471 nt
Organism: Phlebotomus argentipes
Lineage: Eukaryota; Metazoa; Arthropoda; Insecta; Diptera; Psychodidae
Exons: 3
Coding region: 20-436 (138 amino acids)
Molecular function (GO): odorant binding
Source: RefSeq, a predicted model, not a curated record
CAAACGAUAGCAAGCAGUCAUGAAGCGAUUACAAGUUAUUAUUUUUGUGGUCACAGCCUUGAUCGUGAUUUGUGGCGCAGAGCGACCAGAGAAGAAAUGCGCCAGGGAACAUAAAAAUGAAAAAUCUUGCAUCAUUCCUUGCGCCUACACGUAUUACGAGUUCCUUGACAAGCAAUAUAGGGUUACCAAGAGACACGUCGACAACUAUAGGAAUUUCUUGCUGAAGUAUAAAGCUGUUCAGGAGGAUAAAUUAAAAGAUUUGGAAAAUCACCUUUACGAUUGCUUGAAAAUAUCGAAAUCACCCGAAGAAUCGUCGCUUGUGGAGAAAUGCGAAAAAGCCCGUAAAUUUGAGCAUUGCAUCAUAGACAAGAAUAUUCUCAAUUAUCCUGUUUAUUAUAAUGCAUUCAAAAAACUCAACUUUGUCAUGGAUGUAUAAAUUCUGACCAACUUUAUAAUACGGCACAAUAAAGC